Messenger RNA from Nematolebias whitei (Rio pearlfish), 994 nucleotides. RefSeq names its product transmembrane protein 230. The transcript has 4 exons. Gene Ontology annotation, cellular component: synaptic vesicle; endomembrane system. The record is from RefSeq and is a predicted model, not a curated record. Gene Ontology annotation, biological process: synaptic vesicle transport. NCBI's taxonomy places the organism in Eukaryota, Metazoa, Chordata, Actinopteri, Cyprinodontiformes, Rivulidae. Bases 142 to 483 code for a protein of 113 amino acids.
AAAACAAGGAAGUAGUUUAGUUUUGUUGUUUUUUUUAACUCCGAAUGAAAACACAGUAGCUGUGGCACCACCGAGGAGCAGCAUAAGCAAAAAAAUAAGUUGUAACGUGUUUAUUUUACCUCACAUAAAGCUGGAAGCAACAUGUUGGCUGCAGGAGUUUCCAACAAGGUCCAGUAUUCACGGCUGGCUGCUGACGAUGAAGGUUACAUAGACCUGCAGUUCAUGAAGAGCCCACCAAAGAUCCCGUACAAGGCGAUCGCAGUGGCAGUGUUCCUGUUUAUGAUCGGCUCCUUGCUCAUCGUCUUCGGCGCUCUUUUUCUGUCGGGAAUCAUCAAGAUCGAGCAUCCCGACCGCACCAUCCCUGUCAUCAUCAUAGGCCUGCUGGUUUUCCUGCCGGGAUUUUACCACCUGAGGAUCGCCUACUACGCCGCCAAGGGUUACCGAGGCUACUCGUACGACGACAUCCCGGAUUUUGGCGACUGACGCGCAACGUUCCCCCGAAACUGCUGAGAACUUUCUGAAUGUAGCAAAAGCACAGGCUUGUGUUCGUCCUGAAGGGCUGCACGUAGUUUUGCCAAUAUAUUGUGGAUAUAUAUAUAUAUAUGUAGUUUUAUGUUUGAUCCUGUUUGCUCUUGUUUCAGCCGUGCUUUAUUACUCUCAGCACAAAAGCCUGGCUGACCUGGGAGAGUUGAUCCUGCUUUAUUAGCAGUGAAUCAGUCGAGCACGCCGGAGCAGCUGCCGACUCGUUCUGUUACACAACUCGUCCCAUAAAUAAUAUUUUUUAAUCACGUCUCAGCAGAUGCUUUAAAAUGACCGCUCCGAGUCACGGUAGCUUCACUGUCUGUUUUAAAUAUUUACAUUAGAUUGAGAUCUUGUUUAAUAUUAUUGUAUUUUUGAAAACGGGGAAUUGAUUUUCUUGUUUUCUGCUCCAGCGCUGAACCUGCAUCACAACCAAAGGUUUUUAUAUCUGCUCUUUUAAAAAAAAUAAGUUACA